Messenger RNA from Scheffersomyces amazonensis, 701 nucleotides. RefSeq lists its product as uncharacterized. Lineage: Eukaryota; Fungi; Ascomycota; Pichiomycetes; Serinales; Debaryomycetaceae. The transcript has a single exon. Bases 137 to 664 code for a protein of 175 amino acids. The record is from RefSeq and is a predicted model, not a curated record.
GAGCUGUGGCUCCGAUUUUGGUGCCAUAGAUCGUUUUGAUAAAUCCAGCAAAGUUUGCUGAUAAAAGUUAGCAAGUGGCCAGUAUAUUUUUAUUUCACUUUGUUUAGAAGAUAUUCCAUAAAUAGUAUACGAACCAAUGGAAUACGUUACUCACCUUCAAAAAGAAGAUCCUUCUGUGGCCACCACAUCGGUACAUGGCCUUAGCUAUACAUAUCCAGUUCAAUACUAUGAUUUUCAUAUUUAUUAUUAUGCUCAUAAUAAGAAAUCAUUAGAAGAAUCAGAUGCUUUAAGAGCUAAACUUCUUGCUGAUUUUCCUGAAGAUUCUGCUAAUGGAUCAAUACUCGUUAAGAAAUUACCAACUGAUAAAAUCAUUGGGCCUCAUCCAACUCAAUUCUGGGAAGCAGAUGUUAGACGUCCAGAAGUAUUUAUUAAAGUACUUAGUUGGUUUCAAUUAUAUCAUGGAAAUUUAUCAGUAUUAAUUCAUCCACAAACUGGUGAUGAUCUUGAAGAUCAUACUAAUAGAGCAUUAUGGUUAGGUGAAAAAGUUACAUUAUUAACUGAUGUUUUCCCCCCUAGUGAUGGUGGUAUACCAGAAUUUGGAGUUAAAGGAGGACUUAGAAUUAAGCCAGAAGAUUUCGAUGCUCAUAAAACAGUUAUUAAUUAAUAAUUAUAUUAUUUAGAACAAUUACAAGUUUAUUAUA